AUGGAGUCUCAGCACGCGUCUCAGGCUGCUUACGCCAAGACGCUGGCCGACGGCGGGCGGUACAGUGGAGGGAAGCACGAGUACGACGGCCUGUUCAGCGGUCCGAUGAAGCUCGGCUCUAGAUUGGAGGAUUACAGGGAGAUAUUCGGCCGGUCGGAGACGUCGUCUAUUCCGAUGCUCGAUGUUCCCGAGCUGAACGAGAGGAAGGCUUCCGUCGAGCCGCGGGGCUCCAGGCCGGAUUACGCCAAGAUUUUCGGCGGAUUCGGUGAAUUGGACUUUGCUAUGCCUUACGAGGAGUUGAUUUCCAGAGCGGAGAAGGAGGCCAAGGCUCCUGCUGAAUCGAGUUCGCAGUUUUCUUCGGGUCCUGAGCAAUCUGCAUUUGCUGAAAAGAAGAGAAUGUCAGCAGAAGCAUCUGUUCAAUCGUCUAUGGAUGCUGCGAAACUUGUCAACGUGCAGUAUCACAAGACAAACUCGGGAGGCAGAAUGGGGAAAAGUGGCGCGACACAUGUUGCUCAGCUCCAUGCCAUUCCUGGCUUUACUCGCUUAAUUGAUGAAAAUGCUCCAUCACGAUCUCCUGAAGGUGCCAGGUCAAGUCGCUAUGUUCUGAAUGAUGUCCAUCUCAAUGCGGGUGAGGAGAUGAAGGAAGCCAGACCUCACAGGAGAGCUUACUCCGGUCCUCUCCUGUUCAAUAAUGCUUCAGGACAGCAUGCUGAACAUCACAGAACAUCUAGUUCCAUCUCAAAUGAUGCAGCUUUUGAUGCUUCCAGCAGUUCAUCGAUGAAAUCUAAACUUGGGGUUCCGAAAACUACUAGUGGCUGUCACUCACCAUUGGGUGAUGAAGUGGAUGCAAGCUCGACUGCUGCUGCUUCUGCAGCUGCUGUGAGAAAGGCAAUUGAGGAAGCUCAAGCUAAAAUCAAGAUUGCAAAAGAGCUAAUGGAGAGGAAAAAGGAAGGCCAUCAGAGUCGUUCAAGACCAAAGGUCAAUCAUGGGUUGAAAUCUGAGAAAGGGGAAUCUAAGUCUGCUGAAAAAACAUAUCAAUACAAAGAUAAGGCAGAGGAAUUGUAUCGGAAAGAUGAUACUUCAAAGAAGCAAGUUUUCAGUAGCUCACUCGGGCAAAAGUCAUCAGAAGUCCGCCAAGUGACUUUGGACUUCAGGGAUGAGACUAAAGGUUCUAUUGCUAGCCCUGCCCAUACUGUAAACCACAUUAAAGAAGCCACAUUCACUGAAGUUUAUUCUAGUCGGGGAGAAACUGGAACCAGCAAAUCCGAACAGGAGUCUCCAGAAGCCGCUGGUAGCAAAGAGUACCGGCCUUCGAUGCCACAGUUUGAGCAAGAAGAGAAGACUAGGAAAGUUAUGGUAAGUAGUUCUGAAAAAAAAUGGAAGGAGAAGAUGAAAGCAUCAAUUUUACAGGACAAAUUUGAGAAUAUGAUGAGAAUGCUGCGGGGACCAGUAGACGUUUCAGAUGUUGAAGUGCCAGAGAAAAAAUUAGACCAGCUGAAGGUAGAUCUCAUUCAGCUGGGCAGUGAGGCUAAGCACGAGGAAAUAAAAGGUAGAUCAAAUGAAGCUGCAGCAAGGGAGGAGGAUGAGAGGACGGUUAAAGUUAAUUCCUGGCUGGAUAAUAUUGCCAAGGGGCACAAGGAACAAGAAGAUCAUAAAGAGGGAGAAUUGGAGGAGGCUCAAAGUUGUGAUAUGAGUGAAGAUGAUGCCGUGAAUACUCCAUGUGAAGUUGAUGCAGCGAAAAAUUCAAAAGUAAGGUUUGCUGAUGAUGAGCUAGAGUAUGAAGGUGAAAACAGGCCUUCAGCCAGUGGUUUGGAAGAAGUGAAAGAGAAGGUUGAGGAAGAAGCCAAAGAGAACAAACAUGCUAUUGGUGAGCAUGGGGCAGGAACCUUUUCGGAAUCUGUAGAAACAGAGAGGAUAGAGCCUAAGGUUCAUCAAAUGUCGGAAGCUGAUGAAGGAAACGAGAAGGUCACUCAAGAGCCUCCCAGAAGUUUGAAUGAUAAUAAUGAAUUGGCUCCUGAGUUGCAUAAAACAGCUGAAAGUGACAAAAAUGUCGAGCAGAUUGAUGAAAUCCAUGCAUGUGGGGAGCUUGCUGUUAGAGUGAGUGAGGAGGCCACAUUGCCUUCUUCUGGAUCCAAAGAGAUUGGAAAAGAUCCAGAAACAGUUGGAGAGACAUGUUCCCCUGCAGAAGAAGGGGAUUCUGCAAGGGUUGAUGGGUCUGGAAUGCAAAGUGAUGAACCGUCGGAGCCCCUUGUUGUUGAUGAAAAUGGGGUAUGUUCCAGUGAAGUGGCUCGCCAGCAUACUGAAGAGUUUGCAACUGAAUGCCAAAGAACCUCCACUGCUGAAUGGCAUGUUGAAGAGGCAACUAGUCCAUCAGAAGAAAGCAAAGAGGUUCUUGAUGAUGCUGAAGUUAGCAGCAUGAGUGACACAGCAGCUGAUAAUUUUCAAUCUCCUGGUGAGAAGGUUUUACCAGACGGGACUGAAUCCAGGUCACAUGCUGAACCUGAAAAGCAUGUAAGAGGAGCCACAAUUGAUUUGGAAGAAAAAGAUGACAAGGUUCCCACUGUAAACAAUAGUGCAUCAUUAUCGGAUGAAGAGAGAUUGUCGCAUGAUGGAAUAGGUUCAAGCACUAGUCAACGAUCUAGUGUUUCCCGGGAGGAAGGGAAUACUGAUGCUGCUGCGUCUCCGCGUCAGAAAAUGAGUAGAAAGGCCGUUGACGAAACAGAGAUAGCUUACCACGAGACCAUGCAAAUGCAGGAGAGAGAGGAUAACAGGAGCCCAAAGAAGCAUGUGGAGGUGGAAAAGCAGCAGCAUCCAACGAAAAAGGAAGCAGCAAAAGAGAGAGACUUGGAGGAGAGACAGAGAAUAGCAGUGGAGAGAGCAAUACGGAAAGCUCAUGAGAGGGCUUUUGCUGAAGCCCGAGAGAAGGCAGAAAAGGCAGCUGCGGAGAGAGCUGCUGCAGAAACUGAUCGGAGGGCAAAGGCAGCUGCUCGAGAAAGGUCGGAGAGGGUUACAUCGUUGGAGAAAGCUUCUAUGGAGGCAAAACUGAAAGCCGAACGCGUUGCAGUUGAAAGAGCAACUGCCGAGGCGAGAGAGCGAGCCCUGGAGAAAGCGUUGUCUAAGUCUCCUGUGCCUUCAAAGGAUGAUGGAAGGUCCACUAAUCAACGAUACAAAAGCUCUGCUUCUUCUAGUAGUUCAAGAUAUCAAAGUUCUGUUGGUAAUGCCGUUCCCAACUCAACUGCAGUAUCUGGUGAAGCAAACAGUGAAUCAUCUCUGAAUUCUAGAGCCUCCUCAGAGAAGCAGCAGCAAAUGGCUGAGUGUGCGGCGAAAGCUCUGGCAGAGAAGAAUAUGUGCGAUCUUCUUGUGCAGAAGGAGCAAGCUGAGAGAAAUAGACUGGCAGAAAUUCUGGAUGGUGAGAUCAAAAGGUGGUCCAGUGGGAAGGAGAGGAAUUUGCGCGUUCUGCUUUCAACACUUCACUAUAUUCUUGGUCCUGACAGCGGUUGGCAAGCGAUUCCUAGGACAGAUCUCAACUCAACUACUGCUGUUAGGAAAGCGUACAAGAAGGCGACUCUUUUCGUGCAUCCUGACAAGUUGCAGCAGCGUGGUGCCAGCAUACGCCAGAAGUACGUAUGCGAGAAGGUCUUCGAACUUCUCAAGGAUGCCUGGACCAGAUUCAGUGCUGAAGAUCGGUGA
Linum trigynum is the source of this 3690-nucleotide messenger RNA. The record is from the annotation of a GenBank genome assembly. Lineage: Eukaryota; Viridiplantae; Streptophyta; Magnoliopsida; Malpighiales; Linaceae.